AUGGAGGAUCGGAUGGAGGAUCGGAUGGAGGAUCGGAUGGAGGAUCGGAUGGAGGAUCGGAUGGAGGAUCGGAUGGAGGAUCGGAUGGAGGAUCGGAUGGAGGAUCGGAUGGAGGAUCGGAUGGAGGAUCGGAUGGAGGAUCGGAUGGAGGAUCGGAUGGAGGAUCGGAUGGAGGAUCGGAUGGAGGAUCGGAUGGAGGAUCGGAUGGAGGAUCGGAUGGAGGAUCGGAUGGAGGAUCGGAUGGAGGAUGUCCAAGGAGCACACUUACUUCCAUAUAUUUUCUUGCUGGUGGUCGUUAUGGCUAAUGAGUAUUUUGAGGCCGAAUCGGGGAAUCGUGUUCACUGCAAGUUAUCGGCCGGCAGGAAAGGUUUAAGGCUGCAGUUCCAAGUGGAAGCGGAAUCCGGAAUCCGGAAUUCAGAACUCUCGAGCGACCCGCGGCGUGCGUGA
Messenger RNA from Drosophila elegans, 447 nucleotides. RefSeq names its product dibasic-processing endoprotease-like. Lineage: Eukaryota; Metazoa; Arthropoda; Insecta; Diptera; Drosophilidae. Bases 1 to 447 code for a protein of 148 amino acids. The transcript has 2 exons. The record is from RefSeq and is a predicted model, not a curated record.